Ogataea angusta is the source of this 468-nucleotide messenger RNA. RefSeq lists its product as uncharacterized. Gene Ontology annotation, biological process: Mo-molybdopterin cofactor biosynthetic process. Bases 1 to 468 code for a protein of 155 amino acids. Lineage: Eukaryota; Fungi; Ascomycota; Pichiomycetes; Pichiales; Pichiaceae. The record is from RefSeq and is a predicted model, not a curated record. The transcript has a single exon.
AUGGUUGCGAUUCAUGGAAAAGAAGUCACACAUAGGAGUGCUAUUGCAGAGGGAUUUAUCAUAUUCAGCAACCCAGAAUCGAUGAACUCGCUGCUAUUGGAAAGCAACAAGAAGGGAGAUGUGAUCUCAAUCGCGAGGAUUGCAGGUAUCAUGGCUGUGAAGAAAACCGCUGAAUUGAUUCCGCUCUGUCAUCCAAUCAGCAUCACUGGAAUCAAGGUUGACUUGACUCCCAACAAGAAAGAAAUUUCUGUCAAAGUACGUUGUGAGGUCCACUGUGAUGGAAAAACUGGGGUUGAGAUGGAAGCAUUAACAGGUGCAACAGUUUCGCUGCUUACCGUUUAUGAUAUGUGCAAAGCUGUCGACAAGAUGAUGAGGAUUAGCGAUUGUCGAGUUGUCAAGAAAUCAGGGGGUAAAAGCGGUGACAUAGAUCUCUAUCAUCCAUCUUCAAAUAGCGAACAUCAUAGAUAG